UCCUCCCCGAGCCGCAGCUCCACUCACACAGUACCGCCGUCCUGCGGUGCCAUGGUAACAGUUUAGAACGUGAUGACGUCUCUUCGGAAAGACUAUUAUGGGCUAUCGAGGAUUAUUCAGGCAGAGGGCUGAGAGGAAAAAAAAUAGCUGCGAGGUAGAAGUAAACAUGGAGCUCUCAGCCGUCGGGGAGCGGGUCUUCGCCGCCGAAUCCAUCAUUAAACGGCGCAUAAGGAGAGGACGGAUGGAGUAUCUGGUCAAAUGGAAAGGCUGGUCUCAAAAAUACAGCACCUGGGAACCAGAGGAGAAUAUUCUGGAUGAGCGUCUUUUCGCUGCUUUUGAAGAAAGAGAGCGUGAGAGGGAGAUGUAUGGGCCAAAAAAGAGAGGACCUAAACCAGAAACGUUUUUAAUGAAGGUGAAAGCAAAAGCAAAAGGCAAAAACUGUGAGUUCAGACGGGAAAUGUCUCGAGAUUUACAUGUGUCAUUCCCGGUAGCCGAACCGGUUGUGACACCCAGAGCACGUGAGGGACUGCGGACAGUCGUGCCUACGAUUUUUCCACCGAGCACCAUCAACAGAGGAGAAAGUGUUCGUGUGCAUCCACCGGUCUCUGAGAGAGACCCACUGAUGCAUGGGAUGCUGGUACAACGCCCGCUGGAUUUUGCCAGCUCACCAAAAAAGCGAGGACCAAAGCCAAAGUUGCGUCCAGGAGGUUCAUCCACUGAAGGUGUUAAAAGAAAGGCAGAUGAACCAUUAUCUUAUCGACCUUCCAAAACUGAGAGAUCAGGAGAGACCUCGAACUGUGAUGUCGUCCGUUUAACCCAGAAGUUUCAAGCAGAAUCCAGCCACGUUAAAAAGCAAAUGGGAAGCAGGUCAAGUGAUGUAAAAUUCACACAUGGUGGCAACAUCUUAAAAGCUGGGCUUGGUGUUUUGGGACAUCGACGGAAGGACAGCCCAAGUGGUGCCAUAAAGCAAUCCAAAAUGAAACAUCCUCCCAAAAGCAAUCUAUUUCGAUCCACCGAUCAAACCAGAGAGCAGUUGUCUCUGAGUUUUGUAGACGAAACCGAUCAGUCCUGGUUGCCUUGUUUGAAGAAUAUGGAGAAAAUUGUUGUUACUGAUGUAACAAGUAACUCUUUGACUGUAACCAUAAAAGAGAGUUCAACGGACAAAGGUUUCUUCAAAGAAAACAGAUGAUGUGAUUUUAGUUUCUGUAUGUAUGCGUGUAUGAAAUGUUGUAAUCAAAUGAGAAAUUUCUAUAUCAUUUCUAGUCUAUAAAUGUAAAGUCUUGCAAUCAUGUUCAUAAUGCAAAAAAAAAAUUAUAUAGUUUAUGUUUAGCCUACAUUUCCAUUCGCAUUUUCUAUGAAAAUGAAGUUUAUUUUUCUAUUUCCCAGAUUUUAUGUAACGUAUACCAGUUGGUUCCUCCUUUUUGGUGGCCUUCUUCAGCUUUAUUAUGAAUGUAGGUAUAGGUGCUGUUAACACAUA
Messenger RNA from Sinocyclocheilus grahami, 1477 nucleotides. Its product is annotated as chromobox protein homolog 8-like. The transcript has 5 exons. The coding region runs from base 98 to 1189 and encodes 363 amino acids. Gene Ontology annotation, cellular component: chromatin; PRC1 complex. Gene Ontology annotation, biological process: negative regulation of transcription by RNA polymerase II. NCBI's taxonomy places the organism in Eukaryota, Metazoa, Chordata, Actinopteri, Cypriniformes, Cyprinidae. The record is from RefSeq and is a predicted model, not a curated record. Gene Ontology annotation, molecular function: chromatin binding.